CUUGUCUUCAUUGGCUGCUGUUCUAUGGAGCCCUUCGAUACUGUGUGGGAUUGAUUGUUCAAUCUGAACUACUUCAGUUACAACACAAUUUGACGGGCUACACCGGCUCCGUGAUCCUCGAUGCCCCUGGCCAGGCGCUCUCACCGGAAAGUCAGAACCGGCUGUUCAAACUGCAAGAGGCGUAGAAUCAAAUGCGAUGAGACCAAGCCAUCGUGCAUCAAGUGCCUCCAGCACAGGAUCUCAUGCACUUAUCAUCCGGUGAAGGUAUCAGGUCGGAAUCGAACAAGCAAUGUUGCUGAAAGCUCGCCGGACUGUUCGCAACCUGGUGACCAUGAGGCUGAUACUGCCGCUUCGCUUUCUCGAUCCAAAUGCCUUAUCAAGAAACCUCAUUGGUCAAACGGCAGCGGUGUCAAUACUAUUGAGAUCAUCCACCACUACACAUACUCAACAUACAAGACACUUGCUGUAAAAGACGAGGUACAACGUCUGUGGCAAGUGAUCAUUCCCGAGAUAGCUUUCCAUAAUGGUUUCCUGCUCCGGGUGAUCUGCGCCAUUUCUGCCCUACACAUGUGGCGCGAGAAGCUCCGUGAAACACGUUACUUGACUUAUGCCCAUGAACAGUAUGCUGCAGCUGUUGAAGAAUCAGCUACAGCUCUGACGCGGAUCUCCAAAUCCAACUGCUCUGCGCUGUAUGCCUUUUCUGCGCUUGCUUUUAUUUUCGAGCUAGGCACAUCUUACAACCGUCCCAGUGUUCUGUACAAUCAGGACGGCACUCUGGCGCACUGGAUAGUCCAUAUUCGCGGUGUCCGGGCAAUUAUUGCAUGCUUUUGGCAUGAUCUGUCUUCGGGAGCACUGCGGCUCCUCCUCCAGCGGCAAGAUCACGUUGACGGACCUCGCGGUCUCGCGGCCAGCCUGAACGCCCUAGCCGACCAAAUACGGCGGAGCACAGUAACCAUGAACAGUGUCCAUACCCUACUACAAGCGGUGAGUAAGUUACUCAGCUGGUCUAAAAUGGGUGAAUCGGCGUUCUUCGGUUGGCUGUCACAUUGUGACAACGAAUUUGCGACUUUAUUGGGUGGCCGGGAUCCAUUUGCUCUUGUUAUCUUCGCCCAUGCAUGCGUCCUGCUGAAGUCAAGUCAGCCAGCAUAUUGGAUUGGGACAUGGCCGGAGAAGAUGAUACAGGAAAUAUAUGGUUCGCUGGACUCAUCUUGGCGAAGCUGUUUACAUUGGCCAAUGGAUGGAUUGGGACUGUGCACGGAUGGGCAGGACUGAAACGCGACUCUCUCUCAAAUACUUCUCUCUUAUGUCAGACCACAGAUAUAUGGAACUGUACUGGGUAGAUAUAUCUG
Molecule: messenger RNA, 1349 nt
Organism: Aspergillus ibericus CBS 121593
Lineage: Eukaryota; Fungi; Ascomycota; Eurotiomycetes; Eurotiales; Aspergillaceae
Product: Zn(II)2Cys6 transcription factor domain-containing protein
Exons: 2
Coding region: 121-1272 (383 amino acids)
Biological process (GO): regulation of transcription by RNA polymerase II
Molecular function (GO): DNA-binding transcription activator activity, RNA polymerase II-specific; zinc ion binding
Source: RefSeq, a predicted model, not a curated record